AUGCUGCUGCUGGUGCUCCUGGUGCUCCUGAGCCCUGCUGGCUGCCCCAAGACUGAGCCCCUGAGCAGCUCCAGCCAGGAGCCCCUCUUCCGCGGGGCGGAUCGCUAUGACUUUGCUGUGGUGAUCCCGGCUGGUGCUGUGGAGUGCUUCUGGCAGUUUGCCCACCAGAGUGGCAACUUCUUCUUCAGCUACGAGGUCCAGCGGGCAACAGGGAUUGGCAACAACAGGGACAUCCUGGUCACAGCCAGUGACCCCAGUGGCUUCAGACUUGGUGUUUCCCAGCAUGUGCGAGGACAGAUCGACUUCCUCACCAAGGAGACAGGUUUCUAUCAGCUGUGCCUGGACAACCAGCACAACCACUUUGGCUUCAUGCAGGUGUAUCUCAACUUCGGUGUCUACUAUGAAGGCUUCAAUGUGGAAAAGAAGCAGCCAGAAGAGAAGAAAGAGCUGAACGACACCUUGGAGGCAAUUGGGGUCAGCAUCCACAAGUUGCAGCUCCACAUCUUCCACAUGUGGCGGUUCUACAACUUUGCCCGGAUGCGGAAAGGGGCUGACUCCUUCCUGCUGGAGUCCAACUACAACUAUGUCAACUGGUGGUCGAUGGCUCAGAGCUGCCUCAUUGUCCUCUCUGGGGUCCUGCAGCUCUACUUCUUGAAGCGCCUCUUCAAUGUGCAAACCUCCAGUAGGCAGAAGUGCUAG
Messenger RNA from Chaetura pelagica (chimney swift), 699 nucleotides. RefSeq names its product transmembrane emp24 protein transport domain containing 6 (gene TMED6). The coding region runs from base 1 to 699 and encodes 232 amino acids. Gene Ontology annotation, cellular component: Golgi apparatus; endoplasmic reticulum; COPII-coated ER to Golgi transport vesicle. The transcript is spliced from 4 exons. NCBI's taxonomy places the organism in Eukaryota, Metazoa, Chordata, Aves, Apodiformes, Apodidae. The record is from RefSeq and is a predicted model, not a curated record. Gene Ontology annotation, biological process: intracellular protein transport; endoplasmic reticulum to Golgi vesicle-mediated transport; Golgi organization.